AUGGAGAUUGCCGCAGCAGCAAGUGCGAUAGACUUUUUAAUUUUUGAUGAAGAAGACGAAGAUGAUGACAUAAUUAUGUUGGAGAUGAUACAAAUACAAGCAGUGAAUAGAGAAGAUAGGAUAAAGUCUCUUCAAUAUUUUGAAUAUACUGUUCCAAACUAUUUGCCAGAUUCAUUUAAACAGUUUUUCAAAGUCAAUCAUGAAACCAUUGAAUUACUAUGUCAGACUUUGGGUCAAUACCCAGCAUUACUGCCUCGAGCUAUUCCUGGGGGCAGAUCUGAAAUUCCUCUUCAGAAGAAGGUUUUAAUGACUAUGAGGUAUUUAGUUUCCCAAGAAACAAUUAAAGAAUUGAGUGAUCGAUUUGGAGUGACAGAACAUAGUUUUAUUCGUUGUAAAAGACAAGUUAUUGAGACAAUUUGUGAUAAUCUGCUUUCAAAAUUUAUUGUAUGGCCACAAAAUAAUGAUUUUCAGCCCAUAUCACAGAGAUUUGAUGAUAUCGGAACACGCAAUUUUCCAGGCAUUUUAGGAGCAAUUGAUGGUAGCCAUAUUCAAAUUGAAGCACCAUCACAUAAUCCAAAAUCUUACUUCAACAGAAAGCAGUUUCACUCAGUGGUGCUUCAAGGUGUUUGUACCGAAGAUUUGAAAUUAAUUGACAUAAAUGUAGGCUGGCCGGGACGUGUCCACGACGCCAAAGUAUUUAGAAAUUCAGGUUUAUAUGAAAAUGGAUUCCAGAAAUGUGGCAAUGGUCGCUAUCAUCUAUUGGGAGAUGCAGCAUAUCCUUUAAAAGAAUGGCUCUUAACGCCAUACAGAGACAAUGGACAUUUAUCACAACAGCAAACUCGUUUUAAUGUUGCAUUGUCAUCAAAACGCCAGGUGAUUGAAAGAUGUUUUGGCAUGCUCAAAGGAAGAUUUAGAAGACUAAAAUACAUUAACAUGAAAUCCAUGAGAGAAAUUUGUCAGACAAUCAUUGCAUGCUGCAUUUUGCACAACAUAUGCAUUAUUGAACAGGAUAUUAUUGAGGAAAUCUUAAAUGAUGUAGUUGUUCCAGCUCAAAAUUUUGUACCUGGUAUCGCUGGAUUAUUUGAGAAUGAUGCUCAAGGCCAAUUGAAAAGACUGAACAUUACAAACAGAAUGUAAAUCGCCUAACAUGGA
Mytilus trossulus (common blue mussel) is the source of this 1152-nucleotide messenger RNA. RefSeq lists its product as uncharacterized. Bases 1 to 1137 code for a protein of 378 amino acids. The record is from RefSeq and is a predicted model, not a curated record. The transcript is spliced from 2 exons. NCBI's taxonomy places the organism in Eukaryota, Metazoa, Mollusca, Bivalvia, Mytilida, Mytilidae.